This is a messenger RNA of Thermothelomyces thermophilus ATCC 42464, 1685 nucleotides long. RefSeq lists its product as uncharacterized. The record is from RefSeq and is a predicted model, not a curated record. The transcript has a single exon. Lineage: Eukaryota; Fungi; Ascomycota; Sordariomycetes; Sordariales; Chaetomiaceae. Bases 200 to 1456 code for a protein of 418 amino acids. Gene Ontology annotation, cellular component: COP9 signalosome; cytosol.
CCAGGCUGCAGCUUCCAGCUGUGCCAGCAUCAAGCCCUGUCUCCAAGUGCAGCAACUCCGAUCCAGCUUUAGUGUAUGUCCCCUUGUGUACAAUCGACGUCCCGACCUUACGAAACAGCUACCUCAUCCUCUUCUCACCGAGGCACAUUUUGCGGACGGCGUAUAAGCUUUACCGCGCCUCCAGUCACCGCAGGCCGAGAUGGCGUCGCCCAAGGUAGCGGCAGCGCUGGAGGAAGCGGCCAAGUCGGCGAAUGCCUCGGACUAUUCAGCCAUUCUCGCAAACAUCAAGUCGCUCUCCUCACCAGACAACAUUAGCACAGACCUGAAAGCCUUUGCCGACGCCGUUCUCACUGGCAAUCUCGGCGUCGUCAGCACACGCAGUCUCGUCACCGAGUUCAUUGCCGCCCUCCGCUCCCUAGACAAUCACGAUCUCUGGAUCGAAGUCGGUCGACAUGUCGUGGAAACCACCCCUACCACGCCGCUCUCGUCCUCGCUCGUCGAGCAGACCGCCACCCUCCGGGAGCUCAUAGCGACGGCGCACGAGGCCAACGAAGACUUUGUCGAAGCGGCCAAGUCGCUCGCCGAGAUACCCCUCGAUAGCUCGCAGCGGCGGGUUCCCGACGCGGAGAAGGCGGCCAUCUGGGUCCGCAUCGUGCGCAACUACCUCGAGGUGGACGACAGCACGGCGGCCGAGACGUACCUCAACAAGCUCAAGAACGUGAUGCACGACGUGGCGGACCCGGAGCUCAACCUGCACUUCCGGCUCUCGGCGGCGCGCAUCCAGGACUCGAACCGGCAGUUCCUGCAGGCGGCCAAGAGCUACCACGACAUCAGCUUCUCGCCGGCCAUCGCCGAGGAGGAGCGGCUGCACACGCUGUCCAUGGCCAUCAAGUGCGCCAUCCUGGCGCCCGCGGGGCCCAUGCGCAGCCGCGCGCUCGGCCAGCUAUACAAGGACGAGCGGUCCGCGGGGCUGGAGGAGUAUGGCAUUCUCGAGAAGAUGUUUUUCGAUCAGCUCCUGAGCGCCGCCGAGGUCGACAAGUUUGCCCGGGGCCUCGCGCCGCACCAGCUUGCCACCACGUCGGACGGCUCGACGGUGCUGGCCAAGGCCGUGGUGGAGCACAACCUGCUCAGUGCCAGCCGUCUCUACAGCAAUAUCGGGUUUGACGAGCUGGGCUUGUUGCUGGGCCUGGACGGGACCAAGGCGGAGGACACUACGGCCAGGAUGAUCGAGCAGGGGCGGCUGGCCGGGUCGAUUGACCAGAUUGACCGGAUCAUCUGGUUCGAAGGCGCCGAGGCGUCCGGAGAGAAGGGCAGCGGCAGGGCGGAGGUGCCCGUGGGCAAGGAGAUGCGGCGAUGCGAUAGCAACGUGCAGGCGUUGGCGGAGGAUGUGGAGCGGGUGACGGACGCGCUGCAAGCAGAGUUCCCAGAGUUUGUAGCCGCGCAAAUCGCGGUAUGAUCGAUUGGUUAUAAUCAAUGUCCUACCUGGUGACGAGUCGCCGUACGAACCUGGGAUAAGAUCCCACCUCAGUGGUGGGUGGUGGGUUGCCCAAGGUUAGUUAAGUUAGUAGGCCCAAGGUUAGUUAAGUUAGUAGGCCCAAGGUUAGUUAAGUUAGUAGGCCCAAUGUGGCCCAGUCUCGCGAGUUCCGAGACGUAAUCACGAUUUACGACUUGAAAAAAAAAAAAAA